Hylaeus volcanicus is the source of this 6773-nucleotide messenger RNA. RefSeq names its product cytospin-A-like. Gene Ontology annotation, molecular function: protein binding. The coding region runs from base 667 to 5130 and encodes 1487 amino acids. Gene Ontology annotation, biological process: actin cytoskeleton organization. Gene Ontology annotation, cellular component: filamentous actin; microtubule organizing center. Lineage: Eukaryota; Metazoa; Arthropoda; Insecta; Hymenoptera; Colletidae. The record is from RefSeq and is a predicted model, not a curated record. The transcript has 14 exons.
AAAUACCAAGCAACUCUCCAUUUACAAAAAAAUCUCCAUAAAGCUAUACAAAAUAACCUAAUUAAUAAAAGGGAUGAUUUUCGAAGCGAAAUAGCGCGAGAAGCCCCGAGCCGGCCGCUCCGUGGCGGUAAUUCCCCGAUCGCUAUCCAUCCAUCCAUGCGUUUUGCCUAUCCAAGUCGAAGACGGAUGCGUCGUGAUUGCUCGACAGUCUCUCGCAGUCUCUCGCGGGCUGUCGUCGACGGCGCAUGUGGUUCCGCAUUCGUUCGCCACCGUCCCCGCAACCGCGAGUUCCGUCCACCGGUGAUAGACGGUGUCGAAAAACCAGCCACCGUUUUUACCACGCCUGAUUACGGGUCGAUAGCGUACUAGGACUCGUCGGGAGCGUUCUAUGAGUACUGAAGUAUAUCUCACGUAACUGAUCCACCCUCAAGAGGUCAACGCAGAGUGCCCCGAAGAGACCUCUUCGCUCCUACAGGACUCCGACAAGAGGGGAUCCCCCGAUACUCAAUGUUUUCCUUCGCUGCAAAACUCCAUAAGAGGCAAAUUAGAGAAAAGUCGAGGGAAAAAUGGAUUCCCACGAUGGUAGCACGAGGUCCUCCCGUCGUGAUCCGUGGCUAGAUCUACGUGGGAUGCCACGAGCCAUAAUCAUGCCAGGCUCGAAGCGGAAUGUCCGUCGGUUCGGGAGGACGGGCACCGUUUAAGCGUGCUACUGGAAAUUCGGUGCCGAUCGCGGAUAAGUCCACGAAAACUCGAUCGAAGCAGGAAUCAAGGCCAGCAGCCGGGACAGGGAGAAAAAGAGACGCGCUCGCGUCGCUUUUCAGCCCGAAAAGGCCAGCGCACAGAAAAGUCGAACGUUCCAUCGGCGGACACGAGGCAAAACUAAAGGAGCGGCUAAUAGGACAACCGAACCAACAGCAGCAACAAGGGACGCAGCAGCAACAGCAGCAGCAACAGAUCGGGCUGCGUCAGGCGCCGAGCGCCUCGUCGCUCGAGGCGAAGAACGAGGGCCCGCCCGUCGGGAACUGGGGCACCCUCGGUAAGGAAGGGGGCAAGGCGAAGGGAAACUACAAUACCAAGGGACCCGCGAAGGGUUCCAGGAUGCAGGAGCUCGAGCGUGAAAUCGAAGUGUUGCGCAAGGAACGUGCCCAGCUCGAGUCCGAGCUCAGAGAAACGGCCUGCGACGCUCAGAGUCUUCGCGAAUUGCGCGACGAGCUCGCCUCUCUCAAGGAGCAGCACAGCUUGGAGUUAGACCGGCUCACAGAGGAAAACGAAGCUCUGCGUGCGAGGCUCAGGGAUGUAGCGCACUCUCCGUUGUCGGAUUCAGAGAAACAGCAACUGCUUCUGGAUGCCUCGAGGCUGCACAACUCUGCUCCUGCGUCCAUAGCGAUCCCUCAGGAUGAAGGCUCCACGCCUGUCUCCACCAUGCCCCCUGAUAGUGCUCAGUGCACCACUCCGGACUGGGACAAACAUUCUUCCAGCUCGGUGUCGGAAGUCUCUGUCGCCUGUCUGCAGGACAGAAUAUUGCAAAUGGAGGAAACGCAUUACUCGACGAACGAGGAGUUGCAGGCAACGAUACAGGAACUGAGCGAUUUACAAGCUCAGCUUACGGAACUGCAGGCUGAUAACGAAAGGUUAACAGAGGAGAAGGAUGUGCUUCUGGAGUCGCUGUGCAGACAGACGGAGAAGCUCGAAGACUCCAGGUCCAAGGUGGAUACGCUGCAAGGUCUCCUCUUGAGGGAAGAACAGCCUCAGGAGUCUUCCAAAGGGUACAAUACGGAGAGGGAGCAGAAACUAGUAGACCUUUUAAAAAGUGCCCAAGAGGAGCGAGAAUCUCUUUUGCAAAAGCAAGAGGAGCUAUCAUCAGAAUUGAAGAGUCUGCGAGCAGCUGCUGAAGCCAGCGCAGCUGAGACCGAACGGUUAUCCAAAUGCGUGCAUUUGCUCGAGUCAACAGUGGACGCGACGAACAACGAACGAAAACAGUUGGACAUAGAGCUGGCAGAGGCCAGACAGGAGGGCGCGAACCGAAGUAUAGAGAUCAGCAGGCUAGCCACGUUGCUGGAUAACGCUCGAGCGAAGAUCGAGGAGCUGGAACAGUCGCGGCAAGUGGAAAACAAGAGCGAGGCGGAUGAACUCCUGGACGCGGCCAGGAGGGAGAAGGACACGUUGGAGACGCAGGCAGCAGCUCUGCAGGAGCAGUUGGCCAGGUCCCAUUGCGACCAUGAUCGGCUCAGGGAUCAGUACUCGCAGCUCCAAGAAGAAUAUAAAGUAGCGCGGAAUAACGCAAAGUCAGCUAUCGACGACCUGGAGUACCGCUUGAAUCAGCUGAAGGACGAGCGAUUAUCGGUGAGCACGGAGCUCCAGCUGGUGCGAGACUCGCUGGCGGAGCUGCAGGCGCAAUGCCAGAGGCAUUUGGAGGACAAAAGGGAGCUGAAGGCCGCGUUGAACGAGGCUCAGCGAAGGGAACGCGACGCCCAAACGCGCCAAUACGAAUUGGAACGCGCUCUAGCCGAGGAACGGAAGCUGAGGCAAGAGGAGGUCGCCGAAUGGGAGCAAUUCCAAACGGACUUGCUGAUGACCGUGAGAGUGGCGAAUGAUUUUAAGACGGAGGCUCAGAGCGAGCUGGAGCGCGUCGUCAUGGAGAACAAGGCCCAGCGCGACAAGCUCAGGGCGUUGGAAGCCCAGCUCGAUAAGCUCAACAAGGGCAGCGCACCAGUUCCCCAAUGUAAGACAUUCGGUAGUAUGAGUGGAAAUAGUCGCAAGUCUGCAAGCAAUAUAUUGAAACGCGGGCGUACUAUUGUAAAGAAGCGUUUUGACACCAAGAAGAGCCCACGUGUAUUCAAAACAAUGAGCGAACUGGAUCCACCUGAGACAGAGAGGAACGUAGAAGUCAUAGAAGAGUUAAAUUUAAGUUUUUCUCUGAGAGACACAGAGUCAGAGGAUGCUAGCAACGAGCUGUUGUCAAAGGAGCCCAUUAAGUUGGAUGACAAUCUGAUUUCUGGUGAGGAAAUCGAGUUCUGUCCCACUUUACGCUUACACAAGAAAAUUGAUGAUCCUGUUGACCUGUCGGAGUCAACCAAUGUUGCUUCGAAAGGUUCGUCUUCAGCAAAAAGACGUCUAUCUAUUGAAUCUGAUGAUAAAUCAUCCUUGAGCAAAGAAGGAUCUGAUAUAUUACAUUCAAAUAAAUUACUCGAGUUCGCAGAAACUGUCCAGGAGGUGUGCACCCCGAAAACUGACACUUCCGGUGAGAAUAUUCCUGCAAAGUUCUUGUUAAAGGAUAUUAAAGGUAUUCAGAAUAUUGGAGAGGAUUCCUAUGGCAUAAACAUCUCUAAUAGUCGAUUUUACGUUCCCAAGAAUUAUUUAUUCUCAGGUGUGGAGAAGUCCAUGGAUGAUUUAAAGUUCGAGGUGGAUCCUGGAAUGAGAAAAGUGCUGCAGGAAUGCACUCGAACAAGCACCCCACAGGAACCUCAGAACGAACCAAAAAGUGAUAAGGAGAACUUAUCAAAUACAAUUUUAAAAUUAGAGGACGAUGGGGAUUAUUUUCUUAACAAAAAACGCAGGAUUUUCUUGAAGAAGAACGAGUCCAGGUCUGGCAGCGAGGUAGUUGACUCCCUUGUAGACAGUAUCGCUCACAAACAAACCUCAGCAAAGAGUUUCUCCAGCUCUUUUGAUAACAUUGAUUUUAAUACACCAAAAAGCAUCGAAGCAUCCAUCGAUGACUGUGAUAAUGUCCCUCCGACUGGCAUACUAUACAGAAACAGCAGUGAUGCUGCAUAUUCAAGACCACAUAGUCUUCCAACAGAGUCCUAUCUAUACAAAAAGCCAGAAGAUAUCCACUCAAACUUAAACAAAACAAGCAGGAAGGAAAUAAAUGAAAAGAACAUAGUUACGCAGGAGAAAUAUAACACUUAUCCAAUCCUGUCUUCUCUGGAAAAUUUGCCCGAUUCUGACUCGUUAACUUCGUCCUUGGUUCAGAGAGCCUCCAAUAUAGUCUUCAAAUUCGACAACGAAGAGUCGAGGAAGCCGUUGACCCUCUGCGAAGCGAACCGACUGAAGCGCAUGAAAUUUUUAAACAUGAAUCUGUCUCAAUCCGAAGACGAUCAGAGUAGGCCACGGGAGAGCGUACUUUCCCCACUGAAUACAGACUCUAAGGUCGAUCAGAGCAACGGUGACACCGCGUCCAAGGAUAGACCGGUGAUAGGGAGGACGUCGUCUUUGAGAGAGAAAUUUGAAACGAUCGUAGAGGACGUGGAACUGAGACCAGGCCGACAAAUAGGUACAAUACGCGACCCUAAUCAGAAGGUGAUACAGCAACCGCCGCAGAGGCCAGCGAGUACUCCCACUGAUACUCAGCAGUGCGUACUGACCAGCGUGCAACAAGAGAUUGCAGCAAGGCGCAAGGCUAAUAUCUCGCGUCAGGACUCGAGGCUCUCCGUUAAAUGCUUGAUUGAGAGCAUAGAGAAUGCCACUAAGCAAGCUAAAGCGGGACCUGGAAGUCGCAGCAGUUCGACAUCCUCCCUGAACUCCAUAGGAACUAACGACAUAAUGACAAUGAAGGCACCUCUCAGGGACCAGCAGCAGAUCAAUAACUUAAUCUGCACGGCGAAUUCGACGAAUAACAAUAAAACUCAAGCCGCGAUAACGAGAAAGCCGUUGUCAGAGACAAAGUCAACACCUGUGAUGCUAAGCCCAGGUGAGCUUCUGGACUCUGCCGCUCUGAACGCCAAGGCGAUCGACUUUGUCCGUCGUAACAGCGUGACGGAUUUGUCGGAACGCAAAGAUCCUCUUUGCGGACUGAUUAAGAACGGAGGAUCGAAACGUAACGCUUUGCUCAAGUGGUGUCAGAACAAAACGUUGGGCUACAGGAAUAUCGACAUAACGAAUUUCAGUAGCUCGUGGAACGACGGUUUGGCACUGUGCGCCAUCCUUCAUUCCUACCUUCCUCAUAAGGUACCAUAUGAUACGUUAACGCCCGUGGAGAAACGAAGAAACUUCUCCAUAGCUUUCUCCGCUGCAGAGAGCGUUGGAAUACCUACCACGUUGAACAUAGGCGAAAUGUGUCAAUUGGAGCGACCCGACUGGCAACAAGUCAUGACGUACGUGACCAGUAUUUACAAACACUUCGAAACGUAAUUUUGGUUCCACGUGCUCCUCGCGUCAUCUCCAACUCAACGCCCCUUGAAACCGUUCGCGUGAGCGAACAAGAACAAGAUCAUCUAGUCAACCAAAAAUUUCGCAAGGACUUCAUUGUGGAUUCACCAAGGAUCGGCACUGACUGCGCCUGAAACGCUUCUUGCACAUGGUCGCAAGUGUUCUCCAAGUACCCAGAAUUUCGAUGGAAGACUAAACACCAAAUGGAAUUGCUUUUCGCUAUGAGACUGAAUGUUUAUAUACACGUGGAUAUAUUAUUAACCCUUUGACUGCGAAUGGCUUAUAUAUACACUCUCGAGAAAUCGGCUCAGAGAAAUGUUUAUAUUCGUUGAAUCAAUUUUUAAAACAUACCAGCUUGUAGGGGAUGAGGAGACGAAACUUUUUUAUAUUUACAGUUUUUCCAUAAGACGUUUAGUUUCGAAAAUAAAAAUUAAAAAGUUAGAAGUUCGUUGCAAAAGUUGAAUUUCAAGAAAAAGAUCUUCUAAGUUUGCAAUUUUUAUCUCUGAAACUAAACGUCCUAUGAACAAACUGUAAAUACAAAAAAGUUUCGUCCUAACAUCCCCUAUAAGGUGAUAUUUUUUUAAAAUUCGAUUGCUCAACUGUUGUUUCUUUUUUCUUUAAGACAACAGCAACAAUAUCAGACCACUACGAGAUCCCAGGAAAAAGGUCUCUAAGUUUUGAAUUUUUAUCUCUGAAACUAAACGUAGUACGAAGAAACUGUAAAUACAAAAAAGUUCCGUCUUAACAUUCCCUAUAAGCUGAUAUUUUUUUAAAAUUCGAUUGCUCAACUGUUGUUUCUUUUUUCUUUAAGACAACAGCAACAGGAUCAGACCACCACGAGAUCUCAGGAAAAAGGUCUUCUAAGUUUGCAAUUUUUAUCUCUGAAACUAAACGUCCUACGAACAAACUGUAAAUACAAAAAAGUUUCGUCCUAACAUUCCCUAUAAGCUGAUAUUUUUUUAAAAUUUACACCUCUACGCCUCUCGGAAGUUUCCAGGGAAAAUUGUCCCGCAGUCAAAGGGUUAAAGGAAGGAUGAAGAGGGGGAGGGAAGGGAUAGAAUUUAUGGAGUCCUUCGUGUGUGGAUAUGUAUGCUUCAGUGCCUCCUUGGCAUAGCCAACGUAUUAUUACCGUGCAAGAGAGAUUUUUUACAUCGUGGUCUUGUAUGUUUGUAAACGAAACAAGUAUCGAAUAUUUCCGUUCCUCGUACCGUGAGUAUUUUUCUACUUGUAUUAUUUUUCGAGAAAGAACUUUUGUAAAGUUUUACGAGAAUCGUGUACAGAACGAAGCGCCUUAAUUUAAAGAUACCUAAUUUAUUGUAUUAGUCACGUUUAGUACACUACGGGAGAUGAGCAGCAGAUAGAUUUAUAUUGGAGAACGUCGUUUCAGUUGUGCGUUUACGUGAUCGCGGAGAAACGUACGAGUAAGGAUUAAGUUCUCUGUGAUAUAGCGAGAUAGCCCCGAAACAGAGAUGAAAACGUUAUCGUUAUUGCUCUUAUUAUUGCUACGAUUUAUUAUUAGAAUUAUUACUACUACUAUUGAUAUCAUCCUCAUCGUCAUUGUUGUACCAUUGUAGACAAUACGCUGUCUGACAUAAAACAAUAAACUUGCCUAAUACUAUUUAAAA